This is a messenger RNA of Rangifer tarandus platyrhynchus (Svalbard reindeer), 417 nucleotides long. The record is from the annotation of a GenBank genome assembly. Lineage: Eukaryota; Metazoa; Chordata; Mammalia; Artiodactyla; Cervidae.
AUGCACAAGCCUCUUUCGGUGGAAGAAGAGCGGGGCUCCCUAGAAGACAGAGCACCAUGGGAAACCAGCUCUGCUGCGGGGGAAGCUGGGAGCCGAGCAGGACGAACACUGAGGUCGCAGCAGCAGCAGCAGCCGCAGCUUGAGCGGUGGCGGCAGCUGAAUGCCACGGAGGACACAAUGGGACACUUGUACGAGCAGGUGUUACUGCAGCCUGCGUCUCAGCAGAGGAGCCGCCAAAGCCUCAGGUCGGAGGACAGCGGCUUGUAUUAUGCAGACAUUCAACUGUACAGCUUUCCCCAGCCACGCUCUGUCCAGGAGGUGAAGCACCUACAGUUAAAAAAUGCUACGGAGUAUGCGACCCUUCGCUUCCCCCAGGUGACAACUCGCUAUGACAGCAAGAACGGGACCCUUGUGUGA